Schistocerca gregaria is the source of this 4448-nucleotide messenger RNA. It is a transcript of the gene scramb1, whose product is annotated as phospholipid scramblase 1. Gene Ontology annotation, molecular function: phospholipid scramblase activity. Gene Ontology annotation, cellular component: plasma membrane. The record is from RefSeq and is a predicted model, not a curated record. Bases 103 to 1131 code for a protein of 342 amino acids. The transcript is spliced from 8 exons. Gene Ontology annotation, biological process: plasma membrane phospholipid scrambling. NCBI's taxonomy places the organism in Eukaryota, Metazoa, Arthropoda, Insecta, Orthoptera, Acrididae.
CGUAUCGUCACGUGAUCGUGUACAGUGCGGAUUGCAUCAUCAUAAUAACCAGAAAGAUACGGAGGAGUCUGCGAUUUGUUUGUAAAGGAGCAGGAAGCAGACAUGUCGUAUCAACCCAGUGGACAACCUGGUUAUCCACCACCAUACUCUGCACAACCAGGUUACCCUCCAUCAGGUCAACCUGGGUUUCAGCCUCCCGGUGGCUACCAACCUCCACCAGGUGGGUACCAGCCAGGUCCUGGUGGAUAUCAACCUGGCGGAUAUCAGCCUGGUGGAUACCAGCCUAGUCCUGGUGGGUACCAACCACAGGGGUAUCAGCCUCCAAUGGGGUACCCUCAGCCCACAGGGUACCCUUCUCCAGGACAACCCUACAGCCAGCCAAUUGCACAACAACCAGUCAGUGGUGGUGGAGCACCAGGCGACUGGAUGAAUAUGCCACAAGGCAAUCCCAAUGUACCGCCAGGCCUCGAGUACCUUACACUCAUUGACCAGUUGCUUGUGCAUCAAAAAGUUGAACUACUGGAAGCAUUGACUGGAUUUGAGACAAAAAACAAGUUCACUAUAAAGAACAGUGUUGGCCAGAAAGUAUAUUAUGCUGUGGAGGAUUCCGAUUGCCUGACUCGCAAUUGUUGUGGUCCUCUGAGGCCAUUUGAUAUGAAGAUACUGGAUAAUUUUAGAAAUGAAGUGAUUCAUUUGAAUCGUCCUUUGGCAUGUGAUACAUGUUGGUUUCCAUGCUGUCUUCAAAGCAUGGAAGUAUCAUCACCUCCAGGAACUACUGUUGGAUAUAUUCAGCAAGAAUGGAGCAUUCUGUCACCUCAGUUUAGCAUAAAGAAUGCAGCUGGUGAUGUUGUGCUGAGGAUUGAAGGCCCAAUUUGCACAUACAGUAUUUGUGGUGAUGUAGAAUUUAAGAUUCUAUCCAAGGAUGGCAGCUCACAAGUGGGAAAAAUAUCGAAACAAUGGUCAGGUCUUUUGAGAGAGGCAUUCACAGAUGCUGAUUACUUUGGAAUUACAUUUCCAAUGGAUCUUGAUGUGAAAAUGAAGGCUGUGAUGUUGGGAGCAUGCUUUUUGAUUGAUUACAUGUUCUUUGAAAAAUCUGGCAAUGCUGAACAAGAUGGCAUUGGAAUGUUUUAAAAUAUGCACCAUAUUAUAUUGUUUACUAAAGCUAACAGAAUGUUUAACAUGAAGUAAGGAAUAUUGUAUUCAUACUUACCCAGUAACACAUUCGUUUGACAUCACAACAGUUUCCUCAUCAGCUUUCAAUAUUUGUGUCAAGGAGUUUGUUAAUGUUGGAGUAAGUUCAGUGACAUCUAUAAAUAUCUCAUUCAGCCAUAGCACUUGUUGAUAAAUGAAUGAUAUUGAUGUACAGUGAAUUUACUCGAACAGGUGAUCAUUUUUGUAGUGCGUGAAAUGUUUUAUGUGUGGAGAGUGACACCUGUCCCUAAAACAACAGAAAUUAUAUGUAUAACCUCUUUUCUGUGUCUUGAUUGUGGUGUUGUAGAUACAUCCCUGAUCCUUCAAAUGCAAUCCAUGCUGUGAGUGGAUGCAAGUUUAUCUAUACCCUGUCUUGAUUGUGGUGUUGUAGAUACAUCCCUGAUCCUUCAAAUGCAAUCCAUGCUGUGAAUGGAUGCAAGUUUGUCUAUACCAAAGAUAUUGGAACUGAAUAUGUACUUACACUAUCUGUGAUUCACCACAUUCUCAGUAGGAGACAUAUUUGCUGUUUUAAGUUCAACAAAAUACUUGCAUAAUUCUUGAAAUUUACUUUGUAUAAAUGCAUGCAACACAGAAUAUUUGUCCUGAUACAGGAUGUACUGUAAUAUUGUCACUACAGGUAUAUUUCUUGGUAUUGCUUUAAUAUCAGUACCUAAGAGCCCCAUAGUUUUAAUAUGUGGGGCAGCACCAUAAGUUUUGAAGCAUGUAUGCUUUAAGGAAAUGAAUUUUGAGAAGGAUCCAUUGCACUGAGUGUUGAUCUAUUCCACUGAAACAUGAAAUCAAUACAUUUAUGGAAGUUUAUCACAACUAAUAGAAGUUCAAUGCUGCUGAUCACUUAUCUGCUGCAGCAUGAAACAAGCAUUUAUUUAAACAUGUCCAAAAAGUUUGUGAAUGCUAAUAUAACAAACGCAAAAUAUUGCAAUUCUGAAUAUCUUUUCCUGACUGCAGUGAAAGCUGGUUUGUACAUAUUAUUUUGUAGAUUGCUCAUAUAACCUAUCCUGGUAGUUCAAUAAAAAAUGAAGGGCAUUUGAAGUGUGUUUCUGAUUGUUUCAUUCAAUUUGAAGACAAAUGUUUUAGAAAUAAGAAAAUAUUGUAUAUGUGGAGAUGUUACUAGAGUACUGCUAAUUAUGUUAUGCAAGUUGUGGGUUCUGCUUGUAGUAUUGGAAUACAAAUUUCCCUUUCUUAUGAUGUUUGUCUUCAGUCAGACAGUACUGAUAGUUUUAUUGGUUGAGAGUCACUGAUUGAAAUAUAUUACAUUAAAUGUUCCUUUAUGUUAUCUUUGCAUUACAAAUUUUAUUUCACAUAUUUAAAUUAUAAAAUCAUUAUUUUUCUUAAUAUUUCAAUGUAGAAGUAAUUAGAGAGUUUAUAAAUAUAUAUUUGGUGUCAUAGAAACCCUAUGUUAUUUUUUGGAGACUUUAGGAAUUGUGUAUAAUAAUAAUGUUGUAGUUAAUACCUUAAACUUUUAAAGCUUUAUCUCAUGCUCAAUAAAAAUUUUGUGCAUCCUGUUGCUGAUUUUGGUUUGUUUCAUUACCUAGACUGAAAUUUCAUGGAAUCUGCGUAUUAAGUAAUGAUAAAUAUGAGUGUACUUCCCCACUUCAUCAAAAAUUUGUUGUUGUUUCAAAACAUAAAAGGAAAUAUGAAACAUUAGGUGUUCCUGCUUGUACUUUAAGUUGAAAUUAUAUUUAAAUCAUUAUUGGUACAUAAUUGCAAAAUAGGUGCUUUUUACGGAAAAUAAAUGUAUGUGAGAAAUGUUGAUGUACUAUGUAUGAGCUUCAUUUUAUACAAACAUAAUGACCUAUUUAUCUGUAGAGUUUAUGCAGUAACUGGAAAAACAGUAUUUCCUGCCAUAUGACACAGAAGUUUUACCUAUCAUUAGUUGUGAGUGUUGAACUUCGUCAUAAAGUCAAAUAGUCCAGGUAUAUUUCUGGUGACAUUGUCUUCUCUAUAUGUUUUCCACAUGGACAGUUAAAGCUGGUACUAAUAUGUGGCACUUUUGUGCAAUUUGAAAAAAAUAUUUUAUAUAAAUGUAACACAACUUAUAAGCAAAGCAUACUUGUGAUUCUUAAAUGACUGUAAAAUGAUGAGCUUUGAACAGGAAGCUUUUGCUCUAAUCCAAAUAGGGGCUAGAGUAACAAAAAUGAUCAACAGUUUGUCAGAGUGCUAGCUAGCCUACCUGAAACAGGAACCUGUACACAUAUAAUUCAAAUUAAGCACAUUGAAUGUUGUUUGUAGAUUAUGAUUAUAUUUAUCCAAUUAGUGUCUUUAUUCUUCCAUUGACUGUGUAUGAGUAGCUUUGGAUGAAGCCAAAAAAAUGGAAAAAAUGUCCUCCAAUUGAACACUUGAUUUCCUAUAUGGUACUAUGUUUUUUGUGCCACAGAAUAUGGCUGUGUUUGUUGUUGUUAGUACUUGCUUCUCAUUUUAGGCAACUAAUAAUUAAUAUAAUAUUUUCGGUUAUAUACGGAACCACAGUAGUCUCCUUAUGUUAUAUGUGGACAACCUUUUAUUAGAUAGUUAGACUGAAUCUGCUAGUUUUCAAAAGUGUACUCCACAAUAAUAUUCUGUUACUUUAUGGAUAUGCUUUCUUUAACAGCAGGGUCAAAUGGACUUGUAAUAUGGAAUGCCAUACUGUGUUAGCUCUACAACAGAUACAUUUCCAUUUGAAGUUCUUAUUAACCAAAGGCAGCACAGGCCUUAUAUUUGGCAAGUGUUGUUAGCACAAACUUUUUUAUUGAAGUUGUAUGUGUUCUUUUUGCAGGUCUUUAUAUAAAUAAUUUUUUUUCCACAUAUGAACCAAAAACUAUGCUUAAUACAACGACAACAGAGGCAGUUGCUGAUUUUAAUGUGUGCUUCUUUUCUUUCACUCGACACAACAAAUGAUGUUAUGCAAAUCAGUUCAACGAGUAAAUAAUUCUUAAGUCAAUUACUAUGAGACUUUGCAUUCGUGUUAACUAUUAAAGUGUGUCCAAAUUUACUUAUGAAAAAAAAACUUUUGUAUAUAAAGGUUUUGGUACAUAGUAGUGUUUAUAAAUUUUUGUCACAAUUAUAUAUUGAACUUUUUGUGUUGUAAUAAUGAACUAACUGUUGAAACUGUAUUCUGUUAUAAAUAAAUCAUUAUUUCCAUACUAUAAGAAGACAACAAUUGCUUAUUUUGUCCAAAGCAACAGAUAUUGACACACUCACUAAUAUCCUCAUUGUCAGCUUGACAAAGGAGCAGACAAUAAAAUUGUGGUUAACACACA